UCUGGCCUCGAAGGGGCGGCCCCGCCGGCUAUAAGAAGAGGGCCCGCCGGAGGUGCCCGAGGAGCGGCGGAGCGGCGCGUGGCAGGAAUUCUGCUUCCAGUCCCCAAAGAUGGCUGCCGGACCAAAAGUAUUUAAGAAGACUUGUUCCAAUGAGAAGUUAUCCAUCUACCUGGGAAAGCGAGACUUUGUGGAUCAUGUGGAAUCUGUGGAACCUGUCGAUGGAGUGGUUUUGCUGGACCCGGAAACUGUGAAUAACAGGAAAGUCUAUGUGACCCUCACAUGCGCGUUCCGGUACGGUCGAGAUGACCUGGAUGUCAUUGGGUUGACCUUCAGGAAAGAUCUCUAUCUCCUCAAAACUCAGCUUUACCCACCAGUGCCGGACCAGGUUCCGAAGACCCUCACACCCUUACAGGACAAGUUGAUCAAGAAGUUGGGAGAACAUGCUUACCCUUUCACCUUUGAGAUGGCGACCAACCUGCCCUGUUCAAUCACGCUGCAGCCGGGACCAGAUGAUGCUGGAAAGUCCUGCGGUGUGGACUUUGAGGUGAAAGCAUUUUGUGCUCAAGACGUGGAAGAGAAAAUUCAUAAGAAGAACUCGGUGCGGCUGGUGAUCCGGAAGGUGCAGUUUGCCCCCUCCCUCACGGGCCUCGCACCCAAAAUUCAAAUAAACAGGCAGUUCAUGAUGUCAGACAAGCCCCUGCACCUCGAGGCUUCUAUGGAUAAGGAGAUUUAUUACCAUGGGGACCCAAUUGGAAUUAAUGUGGACAUAAACAAUACCACCAGCAAGAUUGUAAAGAAAAUUAAAAUAACAGUCGAACAGCUGACUGACGUGGUUCUCUUUUCUCUGGAUAACUACACCAAGACGGUCUGCUCAGAGGAGUUUGUGGAGAACGUGGCUGCAAACUCCACUUUCUCCAAAACAUUUGAGGUGACUCCCCUGUUGAGCAAGAAUCGCGAGAAGCGUGGCUUGGCUCUGGAUGGCAAACUCAAGCAUGGGGACACCAACCUGGCUUCCACCACCAUUCUGAGGCCUGGGAUGGACAAAGAGGUUCUGGGCAUCCUGGUUUCCUACAAAGUGAAAGUCACCUUGGUGGUAUCGAGAGGAGGCAUCCUGGGAGACCUCACCUCAAGUGACGUCUCGGUUGAGAUGCCGGUUAUUCUGAUGCAUCCUAAGCCCCCCGAAACAAUAUCCAGUGAUGACAUUAUGGUUGAGGACUUCGCCCGCCAGAAACUUGGAGGAGAAGGGGAAAGUGAGGACGAGCAGGAGGAAGGAGGAGAAAAAAGCUAAUGCUCAACUAUCUUCAGCGGGGGCUACUCAAGAGUUUCAAAGCCGAGAUCAUUUAGGGCAUUUCCAUGAGUUCCGUGCAUUUACCUUAAUAUUUCAGUGUUGUAUUUGUAACGUGAUAAUUUCUCGUAAGCUUAUUUUUUUCUCUGUCUUUAAUGCAUUUUGCAAAAGAUUCCCAGUACUGUGAAGCUUUCCCCCCAAGCAUGAAAGCGAAGGGAAUGCCAGCCGUGCCCCAGAUGGCUCCUCCACCUCUUCAUUUUGCCUGGUUUCUUUUCCCCAAGCCUGGCCUUCCAACUGCUGGGCCCUUCCUGGUCCAAUGUGCCCCCCCCACAAUCGACUCUUCCCCCAGCGGAUUCUGAUCGUUUUAGUAUGAUGGGAGUGGACCUGAAAACCCUUUCCUAAGAAUUAUUGGCAUUAUGGGAAAAAGCUGAUUAUCCAGAUACCCUGUGAUCGUGUGAAUAAAUGUUAUAUUCUAUCAAAAUA
This is a messenger RNA of Crotalus tigris (Tiger rattlesnake), 1768 nucleotides long. RefSeq names its product arrestin 3 (gene ARR3). Gene Ontology annotation, molecular function: G protein-coupled receptor binding. The transcript has 17 exons. Gene Ontology annotation, biological process: signal transduction; visual perception; G protein-coupled receptor internalization. Lineage: Eukaryota; Metazoa; Chordata; Lepidosauria; Squamata; Viperidae. The record is from RefSeq and is a predicted model, not a curated record. The coding region runs from base 110 to 1288 and encodes 392 amino acids.